AUGCCGCCGGCGAAAGGUCAAGGUGAGAGUGCACAGUACCUGUCCGAGUACGAUUCAACUUUUAAUUGUGAGCGCAGUGUGAUGGCAACUUGCCUUGUCAACCCUGCCUCCUUAGCGGGAGACGAUGUUCCCAGAAUGCCGUCGAUUUGCGACGCCGAACAUUUGUUAGAAAUGAAGUGCCUGCAAGUGGUAAUAGGGGGGAACAGUUUAUUGACAAGACUGGAUCGAGUGGAGCGACAGUUGCAGUUCCUCACCAAUGCUCUACGCUCUGGCUCAAACAGAUAUGACCCCAUCGAUGCAGAAACAGGCCCAGUGAAUAGAUUAGGAGUGACCGGAGUCGAAAAUGAAUCCUUUGUCGCUUCGAAAAGCAAAGAGUUUACGCAUGAUGAGGUAAACUCCUUUUCUGGUGAAACUUCUAUCAGACAUGCGUUGGAGGAAGUCGAAGGACACUUGGAGACAACCCAAGGCCACGGUGGUACUGCCACCAACGUUCCACACUCUCAGAUUUCAACUCCGAUCUUAACUCCGUCGCCUCAUCACGAGAGGAGAGAAAAGAGUCCAGAGUAUGAUGAUCACCAAGACAUACUUCAAAUGUACGAUAUUCAGCCAAAGCGACUGCAGUGGGAUAAGUCCUUGAACAUCUUUUGUACCGAAAUCCAUAUAUUGUAUCCGUUCCUACACCUACCAGCACUCCGACACAAUUACGACGCCAUGUGGAAUAGUUUCGCUUUGCCUUCCGAACCCGACAUUCACAACUCUAAGAUAUCCGAGAUAGCGCUGGCUCAGCUUCUUACAUGCAUUGCUAUUGGCCAAUGUACCGAGUCUCCAAGGUUGGAGAAUCGAGAAGGGCGACAUUCGGCAGGCUGGAGAUUAUAUGGAGCGGCAUAUGGAAUGAUUGGAGACCUCCUUGACAGUUUCGGAAACUGCCCAGACUCACUACAACUUCUGCAAACACUAGCUCUAAUGGUGAUUUAUCUCUUCCGACUCGAUAUCUUCGGGAAGGCCGAAAAGCUCCUGGCUCUUGCCAUCAGCCAUGCACAUCAUCUUGGGCUGCACCGAUCUAGAGUAUUACAUAACAUGUCUCCAUUUCACAGUGAGAUGUUUCGACGAAUGUGGUGGAGUCUCUACAUCUUGGAUCGUCGCGUGGCUAUUGAGACCGGCCACCCCUUCUUGAUCCAAGACAUCAAUGUCGAUACGCCUUUACCACGACCAGUAGACGAUGACCAGCUCUCCAGAUUCUGGAAUCGCUCGAAUGUUGACCUACACACACUUCAACCAUCGGAAGCAAGCAGCCCUUAUACCACUUCGUUUCGCUACUUCAAAGCUAUGAUAACUUAUUCGCAAGUUCUGGGUAAAGUCUGGGAGGGGCUCUAUGGCGCUACAAGCUUGGAUCAGGCUCCCAAAUAUUCCCUCCGUGAGCACCUUGAACGCCUGCUGUUCCGGGCUCAGAAAGAUAUCCACCAGGACUUUGCCCAUCCCCGCUACGGACCACGCGCAACACAAUUUGUCGAAACGCCAUGGUGGCUGAUAAAGCAGCAAGCGCUAAUGCGAACUCGGUGGUUAUCCGCUCGCCUUCUGAUACGCAGGCCUCUGCUUUUCGCAUCUGAUACAUCUGACGGGACUCCUCUUGACUCGUUCGAAAACGAAGUGUCAUGCAUGCAAAUUGCCAAUAGCAUUAUCGAAGAAGUCUCUCAAUUCCCUGAGGAAAAGGCCAUCUUCACGUUUCCCUUCAUACACUACCUAAUCGGGGCGACAAUAACCUCUCUCGGGCUGAUAAUAAAGGAGAAUACGUUCAAGGCUGCCUAUGGCGGAGCCACAGUUCAUGCCGUCCGAUUGCUGGAGUCUUAUUGCACCAAAACAUGGGUAUCUGGGAAGUUGAUACGAGUUGUUUCAAGGCUGAGUCAUAUGACGUCUCGGUUAUUGAAAGAUGACGUUGUCGUGGGCUCGGGAAUCUCACUAUACAAACAUUCAUCUCAGGCUCCCGGGGUUCUGGACGCUCAAGUUCGACAAACAGAGAUUGGCAGUGGCGAAGGUUCUUCUGUGGCUCGCCCAAGCCAAGUAGUAAGCGAACCGUUAGUAGGGGAACGCGAAAUUGUGGGGCCUGACAUGAAUGUUCGUUCGGGUGAAGCAGGCGAACCCACUUGUCAGAUGCUACCUUUGUACGGGCGAGAUAUUACUGAGCCUUGCUUGCCUACGCAAGUUCUGUCAUCCGAUGGCCUGGCCAGCCUAGUUAUGUCUGACUUUGAUUUCGAGGAAGGUGUUCCGGUUGGUACCAGAUUUGGAAUACAUCCUACUCAAGGUGCUGCACGCAUAUACCCCUUACCAAGCGACCAGCCAGAAGGGAGUGCAGGCACCAGUCAUACCAGCUCAAGGCCCUUGGCUAUGCAUAACGAACUAACGGCUGGUGAACCAGUGGCACCUUUCGAUGCUGGAAAUUUUGGAGGUAGUGGAUUGGGGGAGAUGGAACGGCUAGAAGCGUUGUUUGGCAAUUAUGUCAACUCUGAUUAUAUGCACGGUCAAUACACGUGA
Messenger RNA from Aspergillus niger, 2529 nucleotides. RefSeq lists its product as uncharacterized. Gene Ontology annotation, cellular component: nucleus. Gene Ontology annotation, biological process: positive regulation of transcription from RNA polymerase II promoter by galactose; DNA-templated transcription. Gene Ontology annotation, molecular function: DNA-binding transcription factor activity, RNA polymerase II-specific; zinc ion binding; RNA polymerase II cis-regulatory region sequence-specific DNA binding. The transcript is spliced from 4 exons. Bases 1 to 2529 code for a protein of 842 amino acids. Lineage: Eukaryota; Fungi; Ascomycota; Eurotiomycetes; Eurotiales; Aspergillaceae. The record is from RefSeq and is a predicted model, not a curated record.